Molecule: messenger RNA, 301 nt
Organism: Staurois parvus
Lineage: Eukaryota; Metazoa; Chordata; Amphibia; Anura; Ranidae
Source: the annotation of a GenBank genome assembly
AUGGGACCCCUGUGUCCCUGCCCAAACUCAAAAAAGCCUAUGAAAAAGGUACCAAGGGCAUCUCAUGGGGCCCCCUACUGACCCCGGGCCCUCGGGCAGGAGCCCCAUGAGAUGCCCCUGUACCCUUUUCAUAGGCUUUUUUGAGUUUGGGCAAGGACACAGGGGCCCCAUGAUCCCCUAUUGCCCGGGGGCCCCAUGCAUUGUCAGUCCGCCCCUGCAUAUAACUAAUCAGCUUAGCAUUGCAGCUUCUCAUUUAUGGUUUGGCAGCAAAACCAAGUUGAUUGCAUUAUUAUCAGACAAA